AUGUCUGCUCCACAAGAGGUCGAGAAAGUUGCUGAGAAUGUCGCCAAUUUGCACUUGGAUGAGGCCACCGGCGAGAUGGUCUCCAAAUCUGAAUUGAAGAAGAGGGUUAAGUUGAGACAAGUUGAGGCUAAGAAGGCUGCCAAGAAGGCUGCUGCGCCCCCCAAGCCAGCUGCCCCCAAGAAGAAGGACGACAUGUUUGCCGACUUGGAUCCAUCGCAGUACUUCGAAACCAGGUCCAGACAGGUUCAGGCAUGGAAGAAGUCGAUGGAGCCAAACCCAUACCCACACAAGUUUCAAGUCUCGAUUAGCAACCCAGAAUUCUUGAGCAAGUACGCCUACUUGAAGAGGGGUGAGACUCUGCCAGAGGAGAUUGUUUCUGUUGCUGGUAGAAUCCAUGCCAAGAGAGAGUCAGGUUCCAAGUUAAAGUUCUACACGCUCCACGGCGACGGUGUCGUCGUUCAAUUGAUGUCCCAAUCGCAGGACUACCACGAUGCGGAGGCCUACGAGAAGGAUCACUCCUUGCUAAAGAGAGGUGACAUCGUCGGUGUGGAAGGUUACGUUGGUAGAACUCAGCCAAAGAAAGGUGGUGAAGGUGAAAUUUCCGUCUUCGUCACCCGUAUCCAGUUGUUGACUCCAUGUCUACACAUGCUUCCAGCGGACCAUUUCGGUUUCAAAGACCAGGAAACCCGUUACAGAAAGCGUUAUCUGGAUUUGAUCAUGAACAAAGACGCGAGAGGUCGUUUCAUCAAGCGUUCUCAGAUCAUCCGUUUCAUCAGAAAGUUCUUGGACGAGAGAAACUUCAUCGAGGUGGAAACCCCAAUGAUGAACGUCAUCGCCGGUGGUGCCACUGCUAAGCCUUUUGUCACCCACCACAACGAUCUGGACAUGGACAUGUACAUGAGAAUUGCCCCAGAGCUCUUUUUGAAGGAGCUGGUUGUCGGUGGUAUGGACCGUGUUUACGAAAUUGGGAGACAGUUCAGAAACGAAGGUAUCGAUAUGACCCACAACCCAGAAUUCACUACCUGUGAAUUCUACCAGGCAUACGCCGACGUUUACGACUUGAUGGACAUGACCGAGUUGUUGUUCUCUGAGAUGGUCAAGGAGAUUACCGGUUCUUACGUCAUCAAAUACCACCCUGAUCCAAACGACGCCAACGUUGAAAUGGAGCUAAAUUUCCAAAGACCAUGGAAGAGAAUCAACAUGAUUGAAGAAUUGGAAAAGGUCUUCGACGUCAAAUUCCCAGCUGGCGACCAGCUACACACCAAGGAGACCGGUGAAUUCUUGAAGAACAUUUUGAUUAAGCACAAGCUGGACUGUCCACCACCUUUGACUAAUGCAAGAAUGUUGGACAAGUUGGUCGGUGAAUUGGAAGACACUUGUAUAAACCCAACUUUCAUCUUCGGCCAUCCUCAAAUGAUGUCACCAUUGGCCAAAUACUCCAGAGACCAGCCAGGUUUGUGUGAAAGAUUCGAGGUCUUUGUUGCCACCAAGGAAAUCUGUAACGCUUACACUGAAUUGAACGACCCAUUCGACCAGAGAGCUCGUUUCGAAGAACAAGCUAACCAAAAGGAUCAAGGUGAUGACGAGGCUCAACUGAUUGACGAAACUUUCUGUAACGCUCUUGAGUACGGUCUACCUCCAACCGGUGGUUGGGGUUGUGGUAUUGAUAGAUUGGCCAUGUUUUUGACCGACUCUAACACCAUCAGAGAAGUCCUGUUGUUCCCAACUUUAAAGCCAGAUGUCUUGAGAGACGAAGUCGAAAAGCAAGAAAAAUGA
Messenger RNA from Huiozyma naganishii CBS 8797, 1776 nucleotides. RefSeq names its product lysine--tRNA ligase KRS1 (gene KRS1). Lineage: Eukaryota; Fungi; Ascomycota; Saccharomycetes; Saccharomycetales; Saccharomycetaceae. The coding region runs from base 1 to 1776 and encodes 591 amino acids. Gene Ontology annotation, biological process: lysyl-tRNA aminoacylation. The record is from RefSeq and is a predicted model, not a curated record. The transcript has a single exon. Gene Ontology annotation, cellular component: cytosol; cytoplasm. Gene Ontology annotation, molecular function: lysine-tRNA ligase activity; tRNA binding; ATP binding.